AUUUUUUUCUACUAUAAAAAUGCGUCAAAUAUUAGUAUUUUUUCUCUUUGUAUGCAUUUUGCAAAAUUUGACUUGGCAAACGACAGAUGCUGUGGCCAUAACCAAACGCUCGAGUAGUCGUGCGCUUUUCGACGAUGAAUUACGUGAGUUUAUCGAAUUUCUUAGAUUGCAAAUGCGUUGUGGUUAUGCUGACGCUGGUAUACCACCUUUAGCACCUUAUCAAGCAGAAUUUAAGGAAUUUGCUAUUAAUCAAGGAGACUGGAAUGUACGAGGCAACUUAACAGACCUUACUGUGACUGGCUUAGAUGAAUUUGAUGUUGUGGUGCUGAGUUGGAAUAAUGUGUUUCAAAAAUUGACAUUCGAUUUCAAUUUCGGAAGUAUUUUGAUGAAAAGUGCUUACAAAAUGAAUGCUUUAACAAGUAUGUUUGGUCCACCUUUGAAUUUCUAUGGCGAUGGUAACAUGCAGUUGGAAUUCCAAAAUCUUCGUGCAUAUGGCAGUUUUAAGUUGCGACCCUCAUUGAACGGUGGCCUACAUGCCUGGGCUUUCAAGUUCAACUUGGAGUUGGGUGGUGCUAAGUCAAAAUCUACUGGUUUUAUGAAUAGUGCAUUUUAUUCGAAAAUUUUUGAUUCUUGGAUUGAAGAAUUUCUUAAAGUUAUGUUUGAAGAAGACAACGCAGAGGCUAUGAGCGCUGCUCUGGAGAACUUAAUACAACCACCUUUGAAUAGUCUUUUGAAAAAUAUUUCAAUGCCAGAAUUGAUUGCUAUAAUUCUUGGUUUGGCUGGCGAUAUUUUGCCUAAAGAACCCAUUUGUUAAGAGUUCUUUUAAUUUCACUUUCUUUUAUUAUAAAUAG
Molecule: messenger RNA, 851 nt
Organism: Teleopsis dalmanni
Lineage: Eukaryota; Metazoa; Arthropoda; Insecta; Diptera; Diopsidae
Exons: 2
Coding region: 20-814 (264 amino acids)
Source: RefSeq, a predicted model, not a curated record